CAAUGUUUACAAUAAGAGCACAAUGAGUUUCACCGGCAAAGUGGCAAUCGUGACUGGUGCUGCAUCCGGGAUAGGAGCUGCCACAGCCAAAGCACUGGCCAGAGAAGGUGCCAAGGUGGUCCUGGUCGAUAAAGACGAAGAAAAACUACAGGAAAUUGCAAAGCAGUGCGAACAACACGGCGAUAAACCUCUCACCAUCAGAGCGGACAUCACUAAAGAUGAAGAUGUCAAAACGAUAGUGAAAGAAACUAUUAACCAUUUUUGUCAGUUAGACAUACUGGUAAAUAAUGCUGGAAUUGCUGGUAUUACAUCCAUAUUAGAUGAAAGUCUGAUGGAAAGCUACGACUACAUUAUGAACACGAAUCUCCGCUCAAUGGUCCAUUUGACACACCUUGCUGCUCCCUACCUGAUCAUGACUAAGGGUAACGUCGUUAAUAUUUCAAGCAUCGCCUCUUAUCGGUGCAGACAUAAGAAAUAUCUGUGUUAUGCGAUUUCGAAAGCCGGUGUAAGUCACUUUACGCGCUGCGUGGCUUUGGACCUUGCUCAGCAUGGAGUAAGAGUGAAUACUGUAAAUCCUGGAGGUACCAAGACUAAUAUAUUGCAAAAUGCAGGAAUGCCAAACUCAGACGAAACAUAUGAGGCCUGGAAAGACCGCGCUGCGUUAAAAAGGAUGGUGGAGCCUGAAGAGAUCGCAGAUCUAAUUCUGUUCCUGGCUAGUGAUAAAGCUAGGAGCAUUACUGGAUCGGCGCAUGUUAUUGAUAAUGGUGCACUCUUGGUUUAA
Messenger RNA from Cydia pomonella (codling moth), 781 nucleotides. Its product is annotated as 3-oxoacyl-[acyl-carrier-protein] reductase FabG-like. The transcript has a single exon. The record is from RefSeq and is a predicted model, not a curated record. Lineage: Eukaryota; Metazoa; Arthropoda; Insecta; Lepidoptera; Tortricidae. Gene Ontology annotation, molecular function: oxidoreductase activity. Bases 23 to 781 code for a protein of 252 amino acids.